AUGGAUUCAAAUGCAAUGCUCAAUCUCAAUCGAAUGACAUAUUUGAUGUCAGUUUCAGAAAUAACACCACAAUUGUUUGUAUCAGGUCAAAUGGCAGCUACUGUUGAACAAAUACAAAAAUUAGGAAUCACAUAUAUAUUGAAUGUUGCUGUUGAAUCAGCUCCUAUUGUUUAUCCUAAGCCUAUCAAAUUGGAAAAAUUUGAUAUUAUUGAUUUUCCAACAGCUCCUAUAAGCAACUUUUUUAAUCCAUUAACUGAUAAAAUUCAUUCUCAUAUUAAUGUCAGUAAACAAAAUAAAGUUCUUGUUCAUUGCAUGGCUGGUAUCAGUCGAAGUGUAACAAUUCUUUGUGCGUAUUUGGUUCGCUAUAUGAAUAUGUCUUUGCGCGAUGCAUAUUUAUUAUGCAAAAGACAUCGGCCGAUUUGCUUUCCAAAUUUAGGUUUUUGGAAUCAACUUAUUGCAUACGAAUAUCAAUUAAGAAAAGAGAAUAGUGUUAAAAUGAUUUCAACGCAAUUUGGACAUAUUCCUGAUGUUGCAUUUGAAGAAGUCAAACAAAUACGUAAUCAACAGCAGCAACAACAACAACAAGCACCGCCAUCAUUACCAUUUUUUGCUCCAUCAUUCGCUUCUACACUUACUAAUCCUAGUAUAAGUAGUCCGACAACAAAUGAUACAUUAUUCUUAUCAUCGAAUCAAACUCGACCAACAGCUCGCGAUUUACCUGUAACGAAUACAACGAGUACAACACGUUCUCGUUCUUUGAUUCCCAAUCAAACAAACCGACCGUCUGUUGUUGCCGUUCCAACGAAUUCCAGCAACUCAACUUAUCAACCGUCAGUAUUUUCAGCGAAUAAACAAACAUUUUCAACACCAACACGAUAUGGUGUAACACGGUUAAAUCAAGCGAUAGCAACAACAAAUGGUUCUGUUCCACCAGGACCAAGUGCAUUACAAAAUUCCUAUGCUAAUGCUCGUAGUGUACAAGCCAAUGGACCUUCAUCGAAUGUGAAACGUACAAAUAAUGGUCAACAACAAGCACCUCUUAAUGCUAGUUAUUCGAAUCCACCACCACAAGCAAAUAAUGAACAACGUUCACAUUAUGAAACAACAUAUCGAGCUAGUUUUAUUAAACCAUUAGUUCCAUAA
This is a messenger RNA of Rotaria socialis, 1143 nucleotides long. Lineage: Eukaryota; Metazoa; Rotifera; Eurotatoria; Philodinida; Philodinidae. The record is from the annotation of a GenBank genome assembly.